Messenger RNA from Aureobasidium musti, 1185 nucleotides. The record is from the annotation of a GenBank genome assembly. Lineage: Eukaryota; Fungi; Ascomycota; Dothideomycetes; Dothideales; Saccotheciaceae.
AUGGCGUCGACAGCUUCCAUCAAACGCAAGCGCUCCGGCGAAGACCUGACCGCAAACACCUCGAAACGAGUCCUCCGUCCACGAUCCGUUCCUGAAGUCACAACAAUACAUAUUCAGCCAGCUUCCACCUCGAAACCGCGCGUCAAGAAGCCCAUCACAAGAAGACUGCCACAAGUCGAGUCAACAACAUCCACAAGCCCUGGCUCGAACCUCCUUCUCCAGAAAGACCAGAUCAUCGAACAACUGCGACUUGAGCUUGCCGAAGCAAACAACGAACUCGCCAUGACACGAAAGAGAUUGCUAGAGACCGAGAAGAAGUUGGUCGAUACCCAGAAGAAGGCUCGACAAUACUCGGCCAUCGACGUCGACUCAGAAGCCGGGUCUUCAGCCUCGGAAGGCACCACCCGCGCCGCUCCCCAAAAGAAGACAUUAGCGACUAAGAAGACUACUACCAAAAAAGCACCCGCAGCCAAAGGCCCUACAGUCAACAAAUUGUACAAAGACAGCGUCAGAGCCAUUGAAGCCCACCUCAAAGUCCUCGAUGGAAAGGUCCGCAAGAUGAGCCCCAACAGUCGCGCAAUCUCGACAGACACAUACGCAGACAAGUCGCUCAAGUUUCUCAAGCCUGUGAAAGAGUUGGAAAAGAUGGAUGGAGGAUUGGUGCCUGCAUUCAACCUCGCAAUGUAUGUGGCCGAGGCCUCGCACACCGAUUGCGACACCACAUCCAAGAUGUCCGGCUAUGGUGAGAGCGAGUACCCCUUUGGUGUCUUGGAUGAGCAACUACUAGAGUUGAUUGAGAAGAGAAACACACAGUCGCCAGCAAAGCGACAAGCAGAGCUACCUACCGACGAUCAGAGCCGAAGUCAGUCUGCGCUCGCAAUGUCACCUUCUCGUCGCACAUCUCAGCCGCGCUCGUUCGCCUCAAUCUAUCUCAACGAUCGAACAGCCAUGUCGACUACUGAAGACACCAAUCCCACUCCCCAGCUCGACCCUGCCGCACCCGACGGCUCGAAAAAUGCUUCCACAACUACAAUGACCACCGAAGAAACCUUGAGAGCCAGAAUCAAGACCCUCGAGAGUCAGCUUCAAGCCUGUCAGGAGGAAAUUGCGCACUUGAACAAGAUCGUGGACGCAGCGGCUUUGUUCUAUGACGAUAUGUGCAAGAUCCACGAGAAAUACCGCUAG